CCCCUUCAGCCGAUGCAUCCACGUGAACGACUUUGGAGCGACUUUUACAUCGUGCCUUUUCGUUCGGACCAGUUCUCUGAAGCGACCUCGUGUUUGAGACCUCGUUUGAGCGUCUACCAUACUCCAGAAUGGUGUCCACAGCUGCGGUCGAGUUUAUGGCGGUUUCGUGUCGGGACGUGACGAGCUUGAACCUGACUGACAAGUGUGAGUUCGUUCGUUCUGAACCAUCAUGUGCACCCAACAUGGGCUUCGUCAACUACAUGGAGGUGAUCUACUGCCUCCUGGGCCCGCAGCACUACGUGGAGUCUCUCCUGCUCACGGUGGCGUGGUUACUCGUGUUGUUCGUCGGCCUCGGCGUUACGUCAGGUGACUUCCUGACUCCAGCGUUGUUUGUCAUCUCAAAGACGCUACACAUGUCCCAGAACAUGGCAGUAUCCUUUGCAUUAUAUAAAUUGCAUGGCGUCACACUCCUGGCAUUCGGGAAUGGUUCUCCAGACAUCUUCGCUGCCCUAGCAGGAGUGAGACAAGGAUCAUACGAGCUUGUCAUUGGAGGCCUUAUUGGUGGCGGGAUUUUCGUCACCACAGUUGUAGCCGGAUCGGUGUUUCUUUCGAAGCCUUUCAAGCUGGCCGCUCGACCCUUCACAAGGGACUGCGUGUUCUACUUCACCGCCGCGGCCUGGGCCUUCUAUUUGUUUUACACGGGAGAGAUCACCAUGAUGCAUGCUAUAGGUUUCAUCUGCCUCUACUGCGUAUACAUUACUGUGGUCAUCGUCAGUGGAAUAGUUUACCAGAGGUACCUGGCCAAAGAGCAGAAUCGCAAACAGCGAGACGAAGAAAAAACGUGCCACGACAAAAAGCCUUCCAAAAACGAGGCAUGCACAGUUUCAAGCGAAGUGACCUUCAAUGGAAGACGGCACGUUUUUGACGACCCUGAGCGCAGUUAUGUUGUUCCAAUAGCCUUCAGAUACCUGAACACCGAACCGCGAAAUGAAGUUGAAGUGGCCGAGAAAGACAACAUAGUGCCAGAUCCCAAUGAAGGUGUCUACUACAUCAACCUCGGCGCUGAUUGCCUUGAAGAGGAAGUUGAUGUGGACACACUUACCAUUGUCGUCGAUAAACCAAGGCGAAGCUCAAAGCUGGACAAGACUCCUUGCAUUACGCUGGAGAAGGAGGAAGAGAGUUCGACGAGCCUUGUUUUAGAUGUGAUCAACAAGCUUCUGUCAGUUAACUUGGACGAGAAGGAAAAGGAACCGUUCCUGAUGUACCUCGUCAGCAUCUUUAAGAUUCCUGUCUUCUUUGCAUUGGCAAUAACGACGCCCGUGGUGGACCUCACCAAGAAGAACAACAACUGGUGCCGCCCUCUCAACGUGAUCCACUGCAUUACGGUCCCCGUAUUCCUCGUCUUCGUCUUUGGGCUGGGAAAAGUGGAGAUUGGCGGUGUGGUUCCCCUUUGGACGGUCGUUGCCGCGGCGGGGGCUCUGGUUGGGGUGGCCGUGCUGCUCACGUCUGAGAACGACAAGGCACCAAAGUACCACUUCGCCUUUGCCUACGCCGGCUUCUUUGUCGGCGUCGUCUGGAUAUACGUGAUCUCCAUGGAAAUCGUCGUCUUGCUGCAGGCCGUCGGGAUCGUAUUUCGCAUUAGUGACGGUAUACUUGGACUCACAAUACUCGCAUGGGGAAAUGGCCUUCUAGACUUCCUGGCCAACGUGAACAUCGCAAGGAAAGGAUACCCACGAAUGUCAAUAUCCGCCUGCUUUGGGACACCCUGCCUGACCCUCCUGCUUGGUGUUGGAAUUCCGUCCAUUAUUCAGCUAGCAGGAACAGACAACGUUCUUGUGCUCCACUACUCCAAGCUGAUCACAGUGCUCUUCUCUGGCCUAGCCACCAGCCUGCUUUCUUCAUUGGCCACGAUGCUGGUGACUCGUUUCCAGAGCAGGCGCUUCUACGGCGGCGUGCUCCUCGCAAUCUACUUCACGUUCCUCGUCGCCGCUGUACUCGUGGAAUCGGGACUGGUGUGAAGAGCAGACAUUGAAGCACACGCACAACAAAAAUAGGAUGUAAACUUUAUGAGUUUACUGCUGCCCUAGAGCUCUCGAUGGAAGGAAACAACGCGUGGCGUGGGACAACGCGUUUCCCACACGAAGCUGCCACGCAUGUGUCCUUUACCCCACUUUAUCAAUAUUUUGUGUGGCGGUUACGAAGAGGGCGCGGGGGUAAUUACAUAGGCUUUGGCUGGAACGAUCAGUCAGUGAAUAAAAGCGCGUCGAGCUUUGCGUGCAUUCGCACUCUUAGCCCGUCGCUGUUUCUUUUCGUACUUUCGAGAGCCAGCCUUUGUAAUUGGCGAUUGGACAUGACGUCCACGCUUGUAUAUGGAAACCAACGGCACGCGAAUGAAAUAGCCGCGGUUGCUGUAACCUUUUCUUUUUCCCUUCAACAGCAGCCGACAUGAACGACAAAGAUCGCACACCUCAUCUCAUUGAAUAGACGGCACUGUGAAAGACCGCACACACACGAAUACAAACGGCUGCUCGUCUUAAUUGCAUUUUUGUACAAAGCAGAAAACCAUGACGUCUGUCUGCUUGUGUAUGGAGAAACUUGCGCAAGAGAUUAUGACUUCUCUGUGGCAUUCUGUAAAAAUUGUACCACUCUGCGCAUUGUAAACUCCCGUGUUUUAGCUUUUGGGAGAGUCAUUUUGUGUGAUCGGACUAGUUUUGCAAAUUUUCGCCUUUGUCUUCAGCUGGUGAUGGCCAAGUAUUUGCUUUUCGGUUGACGUUUCCGCACGUGUUUUGCGGGGAAAUGUACAAAAAAUAUUUAUUUGCAUUUCCAAAGGUCGACGUAUACACACUUGCUGUUUCCGGCGCUCUUUUGCGCCUGUAGUUCGAUUUCUUGAAAAGUGCAUAUUUAUUUAUAACGGAUGCCACGAUCCUCAUGCAUCCAAGUGACGCACAUAGAGCGACUUAGUGCGGUUAUCGGGGUUUCUUUCUGGAUGAUUUUUGUUCUCGGGGGCUUACUUCUUGAAAAUUAACAAUGGCGUUAGAUCUGAAACACAUUAGCAGUUUUGUUUUUGGUUAUCACCUGCGCUAGUCAGAAUCUCUGCCAGUUUUGCUGAAGGUUAUGGCGGCGUUUCGUUUAUGUUUAAGUUUUUUCGUAGCCCGGUUGUCUCGGUUCAGUCCAUAGACCUCAGAUUUUCUUUUUUUUUUUUGUCUCUGGAGGACGCCAUUCUUUUUUUAUGCACUUAACUCUUGCGGGAAAGCUGGCUGUGGUGACGCCUAAGUGAUGGCGAAUGAAUGUAGCAACUAUGGAUCGAACUAACGGGAAGAUGGCGUGGGUUUGCUUCACUUAGCGAGGCCCACGCGCUGGAGAGCUUUGAAAUCUCUGGUGUGAAUACGUGUGAACCGAAGCGCGAUGUUGCUUAUUGAGACUAUUUUAGAUAUGCAUUUCUUUAUUUCGUAUGAUUGUACUGCUGGUUGUUUUGUACUCACUGCAAUAAAUUUUAUCUGACGUUGCAAA
Dermacentor andersoni is the source of this 3510-nucleotide messenger RNA. Lineage: Eukaryota; Metazoa; Arthropoda; Arachnida; Ixodida; Ixodidae. The record is from RefSeq and is a predicted model, not a curated record.